Nymphalis io (European peacock) is the source of this 1988-nucleotide messenger RNA. RefSeq names its product acyl-CoA Delta-9 desaturase. The coding region runs from base 465 to 1535 and encodes 356 amino acids. NCBI's taxonomy places the organism in Eukaryota, Metazoa, Arthropoda, Insecta, Lepidoptera, Nymphalidae. The record is from RefSeq and is a predicted model, not a curated record. Gene Ontology annotation, molecular function: iron ion binding; stearoyl-CoA 9-desaturase activity. The transcript is spliced from 7 exons. Gene Ontology annotation, biological process: unsaturated fatty acid biosynthetic process. Gene Ontology annotation, cellular component: endoplasmic reticulum membrane.
CACCUCACUAGUUCACUAUAGCAUGUCGCGCGCGCCGGUAUUGUUCGCCCCAUUGCAUUCUAAGGCCGCUAACUACUUCGUAAGAAUGACUAAUUCGGUCCGUAAUUUUCCGUGAAUUUUGUUACACGACAAAUUCAGUAUCGUACUUCGGUACCUAUGGUAUAGCCACGUAUAGCAAAAUAUUAAACAAUUCUAAUUUCAACUGUUUGUUUUGUCACGUGUGUAAACAGGUUUUGUGUGUGUCAAGGUUGGUCGCCACUAGUUUCAAUAAAACGAGCCUCAUGAAUGGUUCAUGUUUCUGAAAUCUGCAUGAUAACGAAUUCUGCUUGAAAAGACUGAAAAGAUUCGAUGCUACCGUUCACACUACCUACGUUUAUCUAUCUAUGCACAUAAGUGGUGUUGCUUAGAUAUAAAGAAUACUCAGCAGUGUGGCGCCGAGUGUUAAGAAUUACAAAAUUAUCACCAUGGAUUUGAAUAAAGAAUUUCACUUUAUAGACAACGAUUACAAAGUAAACGAUGACAAACAAUUUGACAACAAUAAUACAUUACUAAGACGAGAUACUAGUCAUGGUAUUAACAGUGAUACGAACUUUGACAUAGUUAAAUAUGAAGCAAUGGAAUUUAAAUCCCGUAUAAAGUGGCCUGAUUUAUUAGUGCAAGUAACAUUACACUUAGUGACGAUUUAUGGAGCUUAUCUUAUUUUAACCAAUAAAGUGAAAUUUCUUACAACAAUAUUUGCAUUUGGCACAAUUUAUACAUCGGGCUUUGGAAUAACCGCAGGCGUUCACAGGCUAUGGUCCCACAGAGCGUACCGAGCACGGCUGCCACUAAGGAUUUUGCUUGCUAUACUUUUUACAAUAACAGGUCAAAAAGAUAUCUACACGUGGGCAUUAGACCACAGAGUACAUCACAAAUACUCAGAGACAGUAGCGGAUCCACAUGAUGUGCGUAGAGGAUUUUGGUUUGCUCAUGUCGGUUGGUUAGUCCUGACGCCACAUCCAGCGGUAGAGGAUAGACGGUCAGCUUUGAAAAAAAUCUCCACAGAUCUCAUCGAUGACCCAGUAGUGAGAUUACAAAGACAAUUCUUCAUUCCCUUAUUUAUAUUACUCAAUGUGAUAAUACCCGUGGGAAUACCGAUGUAUUUCUGGGAUGAAACGCUUCUGAAGAGUUUCGUAGUGAGCUUCGUUACAAGAUUCACGGUGACAUUAAACAUCGCCUUCUGCGUCAACAGCUUCGCACAUUUAUGUGGAAAUAAGCCAUAUGACAGAUUUAUGAAACCAGUCGAGAACUCUAUGGUGAGCCUGGCAGCACUCGGGGAAGGGUGGCACAAUUACCACCAUGUCUUCCCUUGGGACUACAGGACGUCGGAGCUCGGAAAGUUAAAUUUGUCUACGAAGUUCAUCGAUGUCUUCGCUAAGAUUGGUUGGGCAUAUGACUUAAAAGCAGCUACAUCUUCUAUGAUCCUGAAUAGAGCAAAACGGAGUGGGGACGGUAGCUUUGAUAGUAUAGAAGAACCUGAUCCGUCGUCCAAUUGAAAUUGUAAAUCGAUAAACUAAAUGAUGCUUUAUAAAAUUUACGUUGCUUUACGUAGUGUAAAGUAACACCACACAAUUACCGCUAUCGUCAUGUAUUUAAAUAAAAGCAAGCUCAGUUUAUAUUUACACAAAUGAAUUCUAUUGCUUUCAUAUUACGCCUUCAUUUGUACCCGGAAUAUAAUUGCUUAAAUUAAUUUAAAAACGAAUAAAGAAAAUUAUAAAGUUUUUUGUAACAGAGUUUAGUUUCAAUAACGAAUUUUUAAUCGCGAGAUUUAAGUACUCGUAUUUACUUAGUAUAAAAAUUUUAAAAAUAAAAAUCAAUCAGAUCUAGUUAUUUAAUUUACCUGUUUUUAUCUCCACAGAUAAAUCUCAUGAUAAGCUUUCAUAGCAUAUAAAUUGUGUAAUGACGUUGUAAGUUGAUAGUAAAAGAUUUAAAGGAAAAGUUUAUUUUAU